Theileria equi strain WA is the source of this 622-nucleotide messenger RNA. RefSeq lists its product as hypothetical. NCBI's taxonomy places the organism in Eukaryota, Apicomplexa, Aconoidasida, Piroplasmida, Theileriidae. The transcript has a single exon. The coding region runs from base 167 to 571 and encodes 134 amino acids. Gene Ontology annotation, biological process: iron-sulfur cluster assembly. Gene Ontology annotation, molecular function: ferrous iron binding. The record is from RefSeq and is a predicted model, not a curated record.
GCGCACUAUUUCCAUCUUUAUGUCACUUAGAUCUAGAAAUUGUCAUGUAUCAUUACAUACUGAUUACUCGGUAGGUAAGUUCUGGUAUUCAUUGAUGUGACCAGAGGUAUGCAAGGCUCAGUUACGAACGUAAAUUCCUGAGUUUGUCAUUGAGACGUCCAAAGUAAUGAACUGUGUUAUUAGAAGCCAUGUGGCUUCACUACUUCCCAGGGUUUUCAUUACAAGACUAAAUUCACGUGGAUUUUUAACAAUUAGAAGGACAGAAGAAAAUAAGACAGUUACCCAAAGUUAUUCCGUACUGUUCACACGAAAUAGCCAGAGGAGCCUUACUUCCACACUUAAUGAUCCAGAAUCUCUGUCUUGGGAAGAUUAUGAGGAUAUCGCGGAACUUUUACAUGAAGAAUAUCCAUCCACAAAUCCACUGAGUUUGAGAUUUACUGAGCUACAUGAUAAUGUAGAAAAUGUAGUACUAGCGUCAUCUUCCAGGCCGAUUACCGGAAAAUGCUCUGAAGGAGCUCUAGAAAAAAUUCAAAUGGCAUGGCUCGAACUUCACGAGAGUGAUAAUUCCUGACCUGAUGAAUUCUCAUAGAGUCACACAUAUCUUCAACUUUCUUAUGGGAUG